Molecule: messenger RNA, 570 nt
Organism: Necator americanus (New World hookworm)
Lineage: Eukaryota; Metazoa; Nematoda; Chromadorea; Rhabditida; Ancylostomatidae
Exons: 7
Coding region: 1-570 (189 amino acids)
Source: RefSeq, a predicted model, not a curated record
AUGACAGAAAAAAGCGAACGAAACCUUAAAACGACAUGGUCAAGUCCUAAAAGCUGGAAAAUGUCCCUAAGGAAAACCAGGACGAUGAUUGUCCCAGAGCAUAUUUCAGUCACUGGUGAAGCUUUGAAAAGCGUUGGACUCGAUAACCACGGUGUUGUGGAUCGCGAGCGUUUGAUGCAAAUGAUGAACGUGCCUGACCGCAUUGUAUUGACUGGCGGCGAUGGUUACAAGGGAUACGAAGCCGAACCACUGGAUGUAAUGAAUGAUCACAUAACGCAAGUCGGGGAGAAUGACCUCAAGGAUCUUCCUAACAAAAUAACGAUGAGAGAAAGCCCAUAUCUGGACAGAGGCGAUCCCGCUGAUGAACCUGUUCGAAGCGAAAAUUCAAUUGCAAUAGAGGAGAACCCACUGCAGGAGCUCAAGUUGAUGCGCCGACAGAUUGGUCGUAUUUCCACAAGACUUUAUCAGUUGGAAGACGAAAUUGAGCAACGUCGAUUCCGAGACAAGAUUUCCUUUUCUGCCUUGAUUGGUCUCGCCGCCGCUCUUCUUCUGGCCCUAUUACGAAGAUGA